Physella acuta is the source of this 3268-nucleotide messenger RNA. RefSeq names its product importin-9. Lineage: Eukaryota; Metazoa; Mollusca; Gastropoda; Physidae. The record is from RefSeq and is a predicted model, not a curated record. Gene Ontology annotation, biological process: protein import into nucleus. Gene Ontology annotation, molecular function: small GTPase binding. Gene Ontology annotation, cellular component: cytosol; nuclear envelope.
AAAAUGGCGGGAGCUGACGGGGAGAGAAACCGUUCUCUAAAGGAAAUAAUAUACGAUAGUCUGAACGCAAUACUAUCGCCUGAUCUACUUACGAGAUCUGGGGGCGAAGAUCAAAUUAAAGCUUUGGAAGUCACUGAAGAAUUUGGUGUUUAUUUAGCGGAAAUUACAGUUGAUGCUCAAGGCCCAUUGGCAAUUCGCCAGUUGGCAUCAGUGCUAUUGAAACAAUAUGUGCAGUGUCACUGGUCACAACAAUCUGACAAAUAUAUCUCACCAGAAACAACAGAUGCUGCGAAAGCACACAUACGUCAGCUUCUACCACAGGGUUUGUCAGAGUCUAUUAGUAAAGUUCGUUCCAGCAUAGCAUAUGCUAUCUCAGCUAUCGCUCAUUGGGACUGGCCAGAAGUAUGGCCAGAUUUAUUUCCUUUGUUAAUGCAAGCUCUUAUAAGUGGGCAACCAAACACAGUCCAUGGUGCUAUGAGAGUGCUUUCAGAAUUUUGUCAGGAUGUAACUGAUACCCAGAUGAGUCAUGUGGCACCCAUCAUCCUACCUGAGCUGUACAAAGUCUUCAUUGGAGCUGAGACUUUUGGCAUUCGUACACGUUCUCGAGCCAUUCAUAUAUUUAAUGUUGUCGCAGGGAUGGUUUGCACAAUGCAGGAGCUACAAAAGGGUGUUGCCAAACAGCUUCUAUUUCCUGUCCUUCCUCAGUUUACUCAAGCAUUUAUACACUGUCUUCAGCUGCCCAAUUCUACCACUUGCGACAGUGGACUGAAGCUAGAAGUUAUCAAAGCUUUAACAACGUUAAUUAAAGGGUUUCCUAAAACCAUGUCUGAAUGGCUCCCAGAGAUUCUUCCCUCCAUUUGGACAAUUUUUACUCAGAGUGCUGAGAUAUACGUUAGAACAGUUGUGAAUAACCUGGAAGAUGCAGAUGAUCCUGUGGAUUCUGAUGGAGAUGUGUUGGGCUUUGAGAAUCUGGUGUACACCGUGUUUGAAUUUGUCCACAGUCUGAUAGAAUCCAGCAAAUUUCGUAGUACAGUUAAAAAAACAGUUGACCAGAUCAUCUACUAUAUCAUUAUUUAUAUGCAAAUGACAGAGGAUCAGAUUGGAAUGUGGAGUAAUAAUCCAGAUCAGUUUGUGGAAGACGAAGAUGAUGAUAGUUUCUCUUAUUCUGUCAGGAUCUCUGCUCUGGAUUUACUGCUAUCAUUAGGUGCAGAGUUUCCAGCUGUUUGCCCUGAGGCUUUGUGCCAAGCUGUAACAAAACAUUUGCAGGAGUCUGAGGCUGCUCAAACUUCAGGCAAUCAACACUGGUGGAAACUUCAUGAAUCCUGUAUGCUUGCUCUAGGAAGUGUAAAAGAAAUGGUCCUUGAAGCCAUAAAAUCUGGCAUAGCAAAGUUUCAUCUGACUGGUUUCUUACAAUCUGUAGUGCUCGGAGACAUGAAUUCUUCAGUAUCACCCUUCCUAGUGGGAAGGUGUCUGUGGACUGCAAGCAGAUUUACAGAAGCCAUGACACCAGAUUUAAUACAAAAGUUGCUGCAAGCCACUGUUGGGGGCCUUCACAUGACACAGCCAGCCAGUAUAAGAAUAUCUGCUGUAAGAUCUGUUUUUGGAUUCUGUGAUCACCUCAAAGUUGCUGGAAAUACUCAACUUCUUGUGCCAUACUUGCAAAACAUUCUGGAAGGCUUAAUGAACAUCGGCACCCAAUUCUCUACAGAAGUCAUGGGCCUGUGUUUGGAGACUUUGGCUGUGGUUGUGUCUGUAGACGAUGAUUUUAGUGCCAGCAAUGAGCAAAGACUUGGUCCACUGGCUCUGGCUGUGUUCCUGAAACAUGCAGGAGAUCCAUUUCUUGUGUCACUAGUCCAGGAUAUUGUGAGAGUGCUUGCUGCCAACCCUGCUUGUACUGCUGCAAUACAAAGCAGGUUCACUCAAACCCUCAACAGUAUUCUCAAUUCAGAUUCAGAAAAGCUUUCUCCUGGCUUAGUCUCGGUUUCCAUUGAGAUGGUAACCUGCCUUAUUCGCAGUGUGCCCCUACCCUUGUCUGACACAAUGUUAUCCUGUUUUAUGCCUGUCAUUCAUGCUUUGCUUACCACAGAUGAUAGCUCCACUCUACAGAGUGGUGGUGAAUGUUUAAGAGCUUUCACAUCUGUGGCCUUGGAUCAAAUUAUUCAACUUAAAGAUGAUUAUGACAAUAAUGGUAUGCACUACACUGUGCAGGUGAUAUUUAAAUUGCUUGACCCCAAGACUUCUGAGCACACUGCAACUUUUGUGGGUAGACUGGUGUCCACUGUGAUAGGAAAAUGUGGAACCCAACUUGGAGAGAAUCUAGAUUUGAUGCUUAGAGCCGUCUUAAGUAAAAUUCAACAAGCUGAAACUUUAAGUGUUUUGCAGGGCUUGCUAAUGGUGUUUGCUAAUCUCAUGCUGACUCAAAUGGAAGCGGUGCUGGACUUCUUGACUAGUGUACCAGGACCAACUGGCAAAACAGCUUUAGAGUUUAUUUUAAAUGAAUGGUGUGGCAGACAGCAUCUCUUUUAUGGAAGUUAUGAAAGAAAAAUCAGCACACUGGCUUUGUGUCACCUACUUCAACAUGCCAUUACUAACAAUGAUCUUCGUCUUCAAGAUAUUGUCGUACAAGGUGAACCCAUUUUACAAUCAGGACAUGGCAUACAAACAAGAGCCAAAUCAAAAAACACUCCAGAUGAGUGGACCACAAUUCCAGUACUGGUGAAGAUUUAUAAACUUUUGAUUCAUGAACUAUCCAACGCAAUUGAGGAAAACCUGACCCAAGAUGAUGAAGAGGAAGAAGAUGAUGAUGAUGAUGAUGGAGAAGAAAUUGAAGAUGAAGAUUUUGCUGUGGCAGGGGAGUCUCUUUCAGACCUGCUGAACAAUUUGAAUUAUGAAGGAUUUGCAUCAGUAACUGAAGAGGAUGACGAUCCUGAUGCUAAAAAUGAUCCUAAUUAUCAGAUCAAUACUCAGGCCUACUUGACGGAAUUCUUGCAGUCUUUAUCCAGUCAGCCUUGCUAUUCCAUGUUCAGCCAACAUCACAAUCCUUCAGAGAGACAAGUACUUAAAACUAUCAACAUCAACACAUGAUUAGUCUUCAAUACUGCAAAUGGAUGAGAAGAAAAACCAAGAGCUUGUUAUAAAUUUUUGACUUGAACCUUGUAAUGACUAUUAGUCAUGUUUUGUUUUGCAUAUUUAGAAUUAUACAAAUUUUAAACUUGAUUUUACAAUAUAUUUUAAAAAUGUUAUUAAAGUAUGUUGAGAAUGUCUAUCA